Messenger RNA from Huiozyma naganishii CBS 8797, 1344 nucleotides. RefSeq lists its product as uncharacterized. Gene Ontology annotation, cellular component: cytosol; cytoplasm. The transcript has a single exon. The coding region runs from base 1 to 1344 and encodes 447 amino acids. The record is from RefSeq and is a predicted model, not a curated record. Gene Ontology annotation, molecular function: ATP binding; glutamate 5-kinase activity; RNA binding. NCBI's taxonomy places the organism in Eukaryota, Fungi, Ascomycota, Saccharomycetes, Saccharomycetales, Saccharomycetaceae.
AUGACCGGCAAAAGCUAUACUAUUGUGCUGAAGCUGGGUUCCUCCUCGCUAGUCGAUGGGGAAACUAAAGAUUUGAAGCUCGCAUCUAUGACACGUAUUGUGGAGACGGUGUGCCACCUCAAAAAAAUGGGCCACCGGGUUGUCAUGGUGUCCUCUGGGGGGAUUGCCAUGGGAUUGAACGUUAUGUCUCGGGAUAAGAGGCCCACGGCCGUAUCGGAGACGCAAGCGCUUGCCGCUAUUGGCCAGGGGAAGCUCAUUGGUAAAUGGGACAUGUUGUUCCAGAAUUUCAACGAGGAGAUUGCGCAGAUUCUGCUGACAAGAAACGAUAUUUUGAACUGGGAACAGUUUCAAAAUGCAAGGAACACAGUUAGAGAACUGCUAGAUAUGAACGUGAUUCCGAUCGUUAACGAGAACGACACGCUGUCCAUCAGUGAGAUUGAGUUUGGUGACAAUGAUACCUUGAGCGGGAUCACCGCUUCUUUGAUCCAGGCCGAUUAUCUCUUUUUGCUUACGGACGUAGACUGUCUGUACACUAACGACCCACGGGUCGACCCAGAUGCGAAACCCAUAUUGACCGUGAGGAAUCUGCACCUGAGUGAGGGUGAAAAUGGGAAUCCCUUACGCGGUGUUAACUUGUCGAACGGCAGCGGGUCCAGUGUGGGUACCGGUGGUAUGAAGACGAAAAUCAUUGCUGCUGACCUGGCUUGUAAUUCAGGUGUCGACACUGUCAUUAUGAACAGUGAAAAUCCUUCGAAUAUUGAGACUCUGUUGAAAUACAUGGAGACUUUGGACAGUGGUGAGGAGAACGAUGCCGCUGAACUGGCCAGAAUGAUGAAAAUGAACGUGCCGCUCCACACAAAGUUCUUGGCUACGGACACUGAUAAACAAUUGGAGAGCAGACAGUUUUGGAUCCUUCAUGGGUUGGUAACCAAGGGCUCGAUCAUCAUUGAUGAGAAUACAUACGAGCAGCUGAACGACCUGGAUAUGAUUACGUCCAUUGACAAUGGCGGGUUAGACGUCAAUGGGAUCAUUGGUAUCGAGGAUAAAUUCCAUGAACUGGAAUGUGUGAAUUUGAAGAUCGGGAAGAAACUGGAAAACGGCGAGCUGGACCCUGACUACCCCUUGAAAACGGUGGGAAGGGCGCGUGUAAAUUAUACCAGUAACGAGUUGAACAAGAUUAAGGGUAUGACCAAAUUGAAGGACAUUGAAAAAGUCCUUGGUGGAGACUAUAUCGGCAGCGAUGACCACCUCAAUCAGGGUCAUGGGGACAGCGAAUCCGUACUUACUGGCGGGUCGCUAUCCGUUGUAGCUAGCAGAGAGAAUCUGGCUCUAACGCCGUUUUAA